AUGGUUGGGAGUGCAAAUAGUUAUUUUUGUAUUUUACUAGCAGUUACUUCGUUGAUCUACGGAGCUAAAGGAGCAAAUAUCCUAGGACUCUUCCCCAGUCUGAGUCCCUCACAUCUGAUCAUUUCGAUGUCAGUUGCCAAGAUUUUGGCAGAGGAGGGACACAAUGUGACGGUGGUUACAGUAUUGGAGCCAACAAUUACCCACAAGAAUAUUAACUUGGUUUCAGUGCCAAUGACCAAGGAGGAAAUAAAGCAAAGAAGCGAUACAAUAGGAGCCAAACAGAAGAAUACAAGCCCCAAUCGGUUGAUUUCCAUUCUUAAUAUGUCAGGUCAAAUGGACUCCAUGUUGAGGAAGAUGGCAGAUGUCCUGAAGGACCAACAAGUAAAGGAGCUGUACUUAAACAAAGACAAUCACUUCGAUUUGGUGAUAUCGGGCUAUUUCAUGAACGACUACCAACUUGGAUUCGCUAGAAAGGUGAAUGCUCCGGUCGUUGUCCUUGCUCCCAGUUCACCCAGCCAGAUGCUAAACUCUCUGAUUGGCAAUCCCCAUGAUACAGUGGAGAAGGAGAAGGGCAUGACAUUUGGACAGCGUUUAGAUAGCUAUAUAACUAGCCUCUUGUACGGAAUAUUUGUGCGCCAAAUCGACCAGCGCAAUCGCAAAUACUACAAGGAGAUUUUUGGGGAUGACUCCACCAUGCCGGAAUACACGGACAUGCUAAAGAAUACAUCAUUGGUUUUCUUCUGUUCCCAUGCAGCCAGCGAGGGACCCAUUCGGCCUAGUGUGCCAGCUGCCGUUGAGAUUGGAGGCAUUCAGAUCAAGGAUAAGCCGGAUCCCCUCCCUAAGAACCUGGAGGAGUUUCUUAGCAAUGCUACCCAUGGAGCCAUUCUUCUGAGUCUGGGUUCCAAUGUUCAGGGAAGCCACAUCAAGCCGGAUAUAGUGCAGAAGAUUUUCAGCGUUCUCUCGAAUCUCAAGCAGCGGGUCAUUUGGAAAUGGGAGGAUCUCGAUAAGACGCCCGGUAAGUCCGACAAUAUUCUCUACUCCCGUUGGCUGCCACAGGACGACAUACUGGCCCAUCCGAGCGUCAAACUAUUUAUAAAUCAUGCCGGAAAAGGAGGUAUUACAGAAUCCCAGUACCACGGAAAACCCAUGCUUUCGUUGCCGGUUUUUGGAGACCAGCCUGGAAAUGCUCAUGCCAUGGUGAAAAGUGGAUUUGGUCUCACACUCAGCCUUCUUACUUUGGAGGCGGAGCCCUUUAAAGCUGCCAUUCAGGAGAUCUUGUCAAACCCAAAAUACAGCCAAAGAGUGGCCAAGUUUUCCUCCCUCUAUCGAGACCGGCCAGCGACUGCCCGGGAUUCGUUGAUCUUCUGGACGGAGUACGUCAUUCGGCACCGUGGAGCAGCGCAUCUCCAGAGCCCCUUGGUGCACAUGGACUUUAUAGCCGCCAAUAACCUGGAUAUAUAUGCCUUGAUCGCGGCUAUUUUAGUUGGUUUUUUAUUAAUACUAAUGAAAGUUGUUCUAAACAUUUGCAAAAUACUUACAACAAAGUCAAAUAAGGUUAAGAAGCAAUGAUUAUUCCUCAUAAAAUCGUUACCUGCUGAAUAGUAUCGCUUGUUACAGUGUUAAGUAAUAGUAGGGGUUCACGAUACAUUUAUCCGGCCACAAAUAAGUGAAUGAUGAAAAUAGGCCGAAGUUCGCGAAAUGCAAGAUAUUUACAAUCCUGGAAUAUCGUGCCUCUCCCACAAGUUUAAACGAGUUCAACUCAACGAACUCAACUAAACUCCAAAUGAUUACGGGCUUGUGC
Messenger RNA from Drosophila santomea, 1801 nucleotides. RefSeq names its product UDP-glycosyltransferase UGT5 (gene Ugt37A1). The record is from RefSeq and is a predicted model, not a curated record. The transcript has 2 exons. Bases 1 to 1569 code for a protein of 522 amino acids. Gene Ontology annotation, molecular function: UDP-glycosyltransferase activity. Lineage: Eukaryota; Metazoa; Arthropoda; Insecta; Diptera; Drosophilidae.